Messenger RNA from Penicillium brasilianum, 1200 nucleotides. The record is from the annotation of a GenBank genome assembly. NCBI's taxonomy places the organism in Eukaryota, Fungi, Ascomycota, Eurotiomycetes, Eurotiales, Aspergillaceae.
AUCAUGAGUCUAGGUACAAACUGGCAUCGACUAUCAGCAUCAUGACAUCACUUUGGGGGAUGCCACCCAUGACAAUGUGCAAUAGGUCUUGACUAAACCACAUUCAGAUGCCAGCAGCUAGCAAUGGCAGAGAUCAGAAAUUUCACACUAAGAAAUGGAGGUUAUGUGUCUCGGCACUUGCAAAAAGUCGAGGCUCGUCAUGGUGGCGAUGGUCAAUCUCCAAGUCCAAAACCAAGUACACGAACACCCGAUUAAUGUGGUCUGCAGAAUCAUUGAAUUAGCCCUUGUCUAGUGCAAUAUCCAAACUUUACUUCGUCGCCAUGGCCGAAAUGGGCGCCCUCAAGACGGAAAACCCCCUGCCUUCCCCGGCAUUCACCAACAACAACCACGAGCACACCCUGAAAGAUGAGGCUUGGAAACACCGCGCUCCAUAUCAUAUCCAGAGCCCAGAGGAAUUCGGACCGAUCAAGUGGCGUGCCAAGUGCCAGUGCGGGCAAAUCUCAUAUACGGUGCGACGCGAGAAACCAUUGAACGCCAAGUUCUGUCACUGUCGCGGAUGUCAAGUAAUGCACGGCGCGCCCUUCCAAUGGGCUGCCAUCUUCCACAAAGAAGACGUGAACUUUGCCAAGGGGUGCAGUGGCUUGUCAUUUUAUUCGUCUUCGCAGAAGUCGCAGACGUAUCAGAUGCCUACCAAGGUGUCCUGUUCUUUUUGUCAUUCGCUUAUCAUGGACGAGGGACGCAAUGUGUGCCUAUUGUUUCCGCAAUUAAUUGAGUUUGAGGGCUCACAGGAUGAGCAGAGGAAGCAGAGGGAAGCUUUUAAACCCACAUGCCACAUCUUCUACGAACAGCGAAUGAUGGAUAUUCCAGAUGGAACGCCUAAAUGGUCAGGGAUGGAUCAGAGCAGCCAGCUGUUGAAUGAUGAAGGUGUUCCUAUUGACGAGAAAUGAUUCAAGAUGAGAGAAUGUGUGACGAUGAUACGAGGUGCAUAUACAGCAAAGGGUGUUGAGAAGAAAAUGCUUAUUAAAGUCAUGCGUGUUGGGUAGAUUGGUUGCCCAACUAUCAAAUGGAAGAAAUAGGAUUAGCUUUCCAAGCCAGUGCGCGUGUAUCAACAUCAAUGUUUCUGUGCCUCCGCCGUCAUGAAUAGCCCAGGACGGAAAUGGCCGCAAUCCAUUCCCUUGAGGAGUAGGAGACUUGCAAAAG